Sinocyclocheilus rhinocerous is the source of this 5022-nucleotide messenger RNA. Its product is annotated as synaptojanin-1-like. The transcript is spliced from 31 exons. The coding region runs from base 151 to 4485 and encodes 1444 amino acids. NCBI's taxonomy places the organism in Eukaryota, Metazoa, Chordata, Actinopteri, Cypriniformes, Cyprinidae. Gene Ontology annotation, molecular function: RNA binding; phosphatidylinositol-4,5-bisphosphate 5-phosphatase activity; SH3 domain binding. Gene Ontology annotation, biological process: phosphatidylinositol dephosphorylation; synaptic vesicle endocytosis. The record is from RefSeq and is a predicted model, not a curated record.
AGUACUCACGUUGUCCUUUCUAGGUUUCGGUUGUAUUUCUGUGCUUGAACUACCUGCCCCGCUAAUCAUUUUGUUACUAGCCGUAUACGAUCUCCAACCAGGGGAAGACAGACACAACUCUGACAGGGCUGAAACAGGUUGUGUCGAGCCAUGGCAUUCAGUAAAGGUUAUCGUAUUUAUCAUAAGCUGGAUCCACCUCCAUACAGUGUGAUUGUGGAGACCAGAAAUCGAGAGGAAUGCCUGAUGUUCGAGUCUGGAGCCGUUGCUGUACUGUCGGCGGCGGAGAAAGAGACCAUCAAAACAGCGUACACCAAGAUGCUGGAUGCUUAUGGGAUCCUAGGAGUUCUUCGUCUUAACCUUGGUACAGUUAUUUUCCUUGAUGACAAAGUAUCUUCCUUCAUUCAGAUCCGAGGGUCAAUACCCCUGUUCUGGGAGCAGCCGGGAAUUCAGGUCGGAUCUCAUCGUGUUAAGCUGUCUCGUGGUUUUGAAGCAAACGCACCGGCUUUUGAGAGACACUUUAGUGCUCUGAGGAGGCUGUAUGGCAAACAGGUGAUCAUCAACCUGCUGGGUAUGAAGGAGGGUGAACACAUGCUCAGCAAAGCAUUCCAGAGUCACCUGAAAGCUUCAGAGCAUACGAACGCUGUGAGAAUGUUGAACUUUGACUAUCAUCAGAUGGUUAAAGGUGGGAAGACUGACAAGCUCAGCACUGUCCUGAAACCUCAGAUCGGCAAGUUUCUGGAGGACUGUGGUUUCUUCUGCUACUCAGGGGAGGCCGGCAUUCAGAGAUGUCAAACUGGGACCAUUCGUUCCAAUUGUCUAGACUGCUUGGACCGAACAAACAGCGUCCAGGCCUUCAUUGCACUUGAGAUGCUUCCAAAACAGUUGGAAGACAUGGGUCUGACUGAGAAGCCUCAGCUGGUGGCACGCUUUCAGGAGGUUUUCCGCUCCAUGUGGUCCACCAAUGGAGACUCGGUCAGCAAGAUCUACGCAGGCACUGGUGCCCUGGAUGGCAAGGCUAAGGGUGGAAAGCUAAAAGACGGAGCUCGCUCAGUCACCAGAACCAUUCAGAACAACUUCUUUGACAGCUCUAAACAGGAAGCCAUUGACAUCCUGAGACUGGGCAGCACCUUGAACAGUGACCUGGCAGACAAGGCACGAGCCCUCCUCACAACCAGCAGCCUGUACGUCUCUGAGCCCAUUUUACAGUCAGCCUCUCCCAGAGUGCUUCUGGGCAUGUGUCAGAACCACUUCAAGUACACGCGUCCCAAGAAGAUCAGAGUGUGUGUGGGUACAUGGAACGUGAACGGGGGCAAGCAGUUCCGCAGUAUUGCAUUUCGUAACCACACGCUCAAUGACUGGCUCCUGGAUGCCCCUAAGAAGGCCGGCCACCCAGAAUUCCAGGAUGGAAAAUCUAACCCAGUGGACAUCUUUGCUAUUGGCUUUGAGGAAAUGGUAGAGCUGAAUGCUGGAAAUAUCGUCAGCGCAAGCACUACUAAUCAGAAGCUGUGGGCUGCAGAACUGCAGAAGAACAUCUCACGAGAGCACAAAUACGUGCUGCUGGCCUCAGAGCAGCUGGUGGGUGUGUGUCUUUUCGUCUUCAUACGCCCCCAGCACGCACAAUUCAUCAGGGACGUUGCUGUGGACACAGUGAAGACUGGAAUGGGUGGAGCCACUGGUAAUAAAGGGGGUGUGGCUAUUCGCAUGCUCUUCCACACCACCAGCAUCUGCUUUGUGUGCUCUCACUUUGCUGCCGGCCAAUCACAGGUCAAAGAGAGGAACGACGACUACAAUGAAAUUGCACGCAAACUGUCCUUCCCCAUGGGCCGUCUCCUGUACUCCCAUGAUUAUGUAUUCUGGUGUGGAGACUUCAACUACCGAAUAAAUAUUCCUAAUGAAGAGACAAAGGAACUGAUCAGACAGCAGAAUUGGGAUGCACUGAAUGCUGGAGAUCAACUGCUGGAGCAGAAGAAUGCUGGACAGAUUUUUAGGGGCUUUAUUGAAGGGAAGCUGGAUUUUGCCCCCACUUACAAAUAUGACCUGUUUUCGGAGGACUACGACACCAGUGAAAAGUGCCGCACACCAGCCUGGACUGACCGUGUGUUGUGGAAGAGAGGAAAUUGGACUUUUGAUAAAACUGCCAAGUUUCGUAUGAGUUUCCCCUUACAUUUGUUUGUGUGGGCCACAGGUGCUUUAAGGCUAGGAAUCUCUGUUCUUGUACCCUUAACAUUUAUUUCUUGCAGGCCUGUGGUGGCUAUCAUGGAUAUGGACAUACUUGAGGUGGAUCCAGAGGCCAGACAUCAGGUGUAUAAGGAAGUGAUCGCCCUGCAGGGUCCACCAGAUGGCACCAUCCUUGUCUCUCUCUGCACAUCUGGUCCCGAUGACUACUUUGAUGAUGCACUGAUUGACGACCUGUUGGACAAGUUUGCAAAUUUUGGCGAGGUUAUUCUUAUCAGGUUUGUUGAAGAGAAAAUGUGGGUGACAUUUUUGGAGGGAUACUCUGCUCUGGCAGCUCUAUCUUUGAGUGGCUCUACUGUGAAUGGUAAGACCAUAGACAUUCGUCUGAGGAGUCCAGGUUGGAUAAAGAGUCUAGAGGAGGAAAUGAGUGUGGAGAGAAUCUGCGGUAGCAUCCCAACAUCCAUCAGCUCUACCCUGCUGGCAGAAAACUCUGACAUGGGAGAAGAGUAUGACAUGGAAGGUGAUGUGGAUGAGGAGGUUGAGGAUAUUUUACCCCAGCACCUGCAACCUGGAGCAGGCAUGGAUCUGGGCGCUUCCCCUGCCACAUCGCCAUGCACCAGCCCCUGCCCCUCUCCUACCCACGGAGAACCUGCGGCCCCCAUCCGGCCCAGCAGAGCCCCUCCACGCACAGCUGGACCACCACAGGGAGGAUUAAGCCCAGCAUCCAUUAGAAGGGAACUGGCAGGUUCUCCUGUUGAUGGUCAGCCAGCUGGAGCUUCCUCUUCACAGGGACUAGAGCCAAAACGCCCCCCUCCUCCACGCCCCAACGCCCCACCAGCCCGACCUGCACCUCCACAGCGCCCACCACCACCCUCAGGAGGCAGAAGUCCCACACCUGUUAGGAAAGAUUCAGCAGGCUUUGCUGAGCCUCUCAAUCUAGAGUUUGAUCUGAUUGAUUAUGAAGGACAAAAAAGCCCAGCAUUAGCACGUGCAGAUGCAGCUGGUCGAGGUCAAGCCACCGGAUCAGCCGCUGGAGGCGCCUCGCAGCCGAUCCCACCUCGAGCAGGAGUCAUCAGCGUCCCUCCUCAGGCUAGACCUCCUCCUCCUGCUCAUCCUGGGGCCCCCAGACCUAUAGCAGAGGUGCAUCCUGGGGCACCACGACCCUCACCUGAUAAUCACCCCGGAGCACCAAGACCCGUUCCUGAACCCCAAAGCAAACCGUCUGAACUGCCUCUGGGUCCACUGCCAGGUCCCAUGAGGCCUCAGAUGACAUCACCCAUGCAGCCUCAGUCUGUGUCACCAAUGCAGCCUCCAGUCCAAGUCCAACUGCCUCCACCCAUACAAUCCCAGCUCCCUCCACCAAUGCAGCCCACCUUCCCUGCCCCGCUGGUGCCUCAGCCUGCUCCUCAAGCAUCUACUGGAGCCGCUGCCACCCCUCAGCCCGGACUGGCAUCUCCUAAGCCUCCACCCCGGAGCCGGUCCUCUCACGCACUGCCACCCGAGUCUGCUUCUGUUCCUACAUCUCAGGUCAAGGACAUGAAUGGAGUCCAAAGAGAAGCACAAUGGAAACUAGACCCCUUCGACAUGCUUAACACCCAGUCCCUCUUCCAGAACACAUCGUUCUCCGCUUCCCUCCCUCGCUCCUCUUCCUCAUCCACCCCCUCCCCUUCUUCUUCCUCCACAUUACCCAGCUCCCUCUCCCUAUUCUCAGCUCCGGACACCAGCAGCACUCCAUGUCUUCUGCUUCCACCUGUACCCUGCCGCAGCAAAUCCCAGGAGACCCUCCGUUCAUCCCCCAAUCUCGCAGAAGCCCAACCCAGACCCAGCAGCACCAACCCUUUCACCGGCAACCUAUUGUCCUCCCCACGCCGAUCGCUCAUACCCGAUUUCUACACCCAGCAGCAGGCCCAGAAGGCCAGCCCGGGCCUCAGCAGGGCCAUGUCAGCUGUGGUUCACAGUUCAACUCUUCCACCAUCGUUCUCCAGACAUCAAUCCUUAGUUCCUGCUCCAGCAGCGGCCCCAGCCAAACAAAACCAAAAAUGGGUCACAUUCGAUGAUGAUUCAGACUUAAUUUCAGGAAAGGCACCAUCUGCUGGUGGGACCGGCCCGCCGCUUUUACCUGCAGCCUCAUCCCUUCCCUUCCCACAACCUCAGAGCAGCUUCCCCAGCUCAGGCUUUGGCAUGGACAACAACUGGACGUCACUUCCCACUUCCACAUUUCCCACGAUCCCCCCUCCGAUCCCAACCAGGACUAAUACCAGCAUCAAAAACGCCCACAUCCCUUCCAGAAAUGAAUUUACAGAGAGAUGAUACAGCGGAGAAAGUGUAUGUAAAUUACAAAGAAAAUAUUAUUGUGUAUCUAUAAUAUGUGUAUGGUUUGUAUAAAAGUGUGGUGUUGAAAGUUUGUCCAAAAUAGAUCUGGCCGUUUCUUUUAGCCCAACGUAGAUGGGAAACCAAGAGGAAAUCAACACAGUAUGUUAGUAUAUUUUUAGUUUUUAAAAUAAUAGGCAAAAAACCUGUCAUUUGCGUAUUAACCUGCAUAUACACACAUCUGUGUGAAACAUUUUACACUUCAGUGGCCAGAUUUAGUAUAUUACACAUUAGACUGCAGAUCAUUCAGCUUUAAGCUACAUGAUCAGAUGUAAAACAUUUACAAAUAUUUAAUUGUAUAUCUCAUUACGAUUUCAGUUUCAUCCUCUACUUACCCUCAUGUCUAAACACAAAAGAAGAUAUUUUGAAAAUGUAUUUUUUUCCCCCAUACAAUGGAACUCAAUGGGGUCUAAAUAGGUUGUUUUGGACCCCAUUGACUUCCAUUAUAUGGACAAAACCAGUUGAAACAUUCUUCAA